This is a messenger RNA of Bombyx mandarina (wild silkworm), 2978 nucleotides long. RefSeq names its product Inositol 1,4,5-triphosphate kinase 2 (gene IP3K2). Gene Ontology annotation, cellular component: nucleus; cytoplasm. Gene Ontology annotation, molecular function: inositol hexakisphosphate kinase activity. NCBI's taxonomy places the organism in Eukaryota, Metazoa, Arthropoda, Insecta, Lepidoptera, Bombycidae. The record is from RefSeq and is a predicted model, not a curated record. Gene Ontology annotation, biological process: phosphatidylinositol phosphate biosynthetic process; inositol phosphate biosynthetic process.
GUUUCGCGUUUAGUCAGUUUGUGAAUACCGUAGCGUUUGUACGUGGUAUUUGGCAUAAUUCUUCGCGAACGAACAGUGAAUGUGCGUGGUAACUGUACACAGGGAACACAUAUAUCUGAGAUAAGAGCUGAAAUGUGCAAAUAGUGACAAAAUUAUCAAGAGCCUUUUAUUUGGAAGCCGAUUAUAUUUUACGGAGAUAACGAUGCCGCGACUGGAAAACCCCCCAACGGAGGACUUCCGUAGAGUGUUACGUGAAAAGGCAUUAAGCCACAGCUUGUUUUAUUUGAAGCUGGGCGCCGGCAUGACGCCGGAUGUUGCUCGCGAGCCGCAGUCGCCCACAGCGCGGAGGCCGAGCGGCAGUGCGGUGGCGCGCGCGCCGCCGACAACCCGCUUCCAACGACACGCGCAACCACGUGUCUCCGAGCUCUUGCGUCGCUUCGAACCCGCUCCGAUGCAGUACUUGCGGCCCCCUCGCGCGCCCUCACCGUCCGACGACAUCUCCUCAUCGGACGACGACGACAGAGCUGCCGUCAGAAGACGCAGCCGAGACCUAAGCGACGAUUCCGCCGUUGAGCUCGAGACUAGGCUUAGGAGGCACUCGCAUCCACGCGAUAUUACCCCUCCACCGGAGGCCAUGUCGCCGAGACGGGAGAGGACUCUCGUAGAGGCGCAUGUGGUAGAGCUGGGCAGGAGAGGCAGCGAAGGCUGUGAAACAAGAGGCCGUACGGUCAGGACGCCCAGUGUCGUUGUCAGCGACUACUCGGAUGGAGUUGCAGUGGGUGCUACAGAAGAAGAAGUGAAUUGGUUGAGGUCCAGGUCUCUGUCGGCGGACUCCGCGUGCUCGUCGUGUUCGACUCUGUCUAGUCGCGAAGAUGAGGAGUUCGAAUCGCCUACGAUGCCAAAAAAGAUGAUAAACGCUGAUUGAGGGCACGGAUGACACUUGAGCGACCUGCGGGCUUGCGGGGACCCCUACUGUCAACUGUCACCUGCGCUGCAUUACCGGAAUAGUAUACUUAUGGGAGAUUAAUUAAGCUAAACCAUAAAUGAAGAAUCUAUAUGAAUCAAACUAGAGGCUAAAAUAACGGAUAUAGCUUAGAUUUACUAAGCGUAAAGCUAAACUUAGAACUGAAAGAUUAGAAAGUCGGACCAAGUAAAAGUUUUAAGGUUUACACAAACUGAUUAUGAUGCUAAGCUGUUUAUGAAUGUGUCUAAAAAAAAUAUCAUCACUAUGAUUGGUUUGCUUGAAAAUGUCCGCUUCGAGUUUUAUCAUAAAAUAAUUGAAAUGAAUGUAUUGCUUUCAAAUGUGUUCACAAUUUAUUCGGUUGAGAAAAAUACGUACAACUUUGAUCUAAAUUUGAGUCGAAAUCGUGAUGCAAAACCUCCUUCAUUGAUACGAUUAAUAGCUGGGACCAAAAUAUAGCGUAUCUAGUUUUAAAAGUUCCGGAAUGUUCCGUGAAUAAAAAUCAAAAUUAACUAUGUUUAUCUCGAAAAUAACAUCUUUUUUGUUAAAUUGUGCUGAUUCUGUAUCGCUAGUGCGCUGUGCGCCAUUGCGUUUUUAGUUACGUACAUAUAUAUAAAAUUUCUUUAUUAGAUUUGUGAAGAAAAUAAAUGGUUGUUAGAAUAGAAUAUUUAUUACUAAGGAGGUUAAUAAGCAAAAAUACGCUAAAAGAACCUAAUUUCAGUAGUUAUUUCAAUUAUAUUCAGAAAAAUCAUAAUUCUAUUUAUAUAAAGUUAUUACCUUCAAUGAAAAGGUUUAUUAAGAAUUUUGCAGAAUUAGGCUCUAUCAUAAGGAUUAUUCAGGCUAUUUGUUAAGGUGUUAUUUGUUAAGUUUAAAUUUUCAUUUGAGCCAAGAAAUCCGCAUUCUCGAUAUCCUCUGUUUGCGCAUACAGUCUAUUGAAGCAUGUAUUUGCUUUGUUUGAAUGUUUCUUAUCUUCUCCUGAGCUUUAUGAACUAUAAAUUAUUAUUAUUUAUUUAAUUUUUUUGACGUUUCUAUUAUGAUCUUCUUUUAUUUAUUGUAUACUUUUUCUAUGUAACGUAACUAUAAAAGGCACAUUCCAGUUUUAUGUAUAUAUUGUUGUUGUUAUUUAUUUAUUUAUGUAUGUAAUUUUGAUAAGAUGCGUUUUAAAAUGUUGAAAAUUAAUUGUUUAAUUGAUUGUUUGAUGAAAGAUCGCAUUUCAGUUCAAUGCCUAUGAUAUAUGUAUUGUAGAUAUAAAAAAAAAACAAGAAAUCACGAGAAAACAUUCUAGAUUAGGGCAGCUGAUAAUAAAAUGAUUGCUUAAUUUUAUUUAAUAAUAUUCAUAGGAUCAAAUAGCAGCUAUAAACUAUUGUUCUUACUAUUUUUAAAAUCUUAAAAAAUAUAUCUAUAAGUAUUUCUGUUAUUAUCCGAGUAUUAUUUUGAGAAUAGAUUUACUUACAUUUAAUAUAGGUAAUUUUAAAAAUUAUUUACUAAUUUUCAAUCAAGAAUAACAAAGAAUAAUGACAUAUCAUUACUUAAUUUAGGAAUAUAAUGAUUUUUAAUUUUAAUUUUAAUUUAAAUCUAAGCAUUAAAGCUAAUUGCGAAGAGACCGUUUCUCAAUGAACUUUGAUACAUAAAAAUUUUUCACUCGAUAUUCCAUUUAUUAUUUUCAUUAUUUAAUUUCCUACUUUUCGUUCCAAUAUUCGUUUUUGUUCGAACUACCGUCUAUUUUAAAUUAUUACAAACAAAACUGCGUGAGACGCGAGAUUAAAUUUAUGUAUUAAAUUUUUAUUAUGUCUAUCUAAGUAAAUGCAAUUUUUCGAAUACUAAGCUGAGAGAAUGCAGUGUCAUUAAUGUGUUUACUGUGAACCGUAAAUUAAUGUUGAUAUCAGUCAUGUAAGCUGUUUUAAACUUAGCACAGACUAGGCAAAAAACAAUUAACAUUUUUUUUAAUUAAAUGGGAGAUGGGUAUAUGAGUCGUCUAUUAUCAAAGGUGGCAAUCUGUGCAUUUGGACAAAAAAAA